This is a messenger RNA of Hyla sarda, 7505 nucleotides long. It is a transcript of the gene RERE, whose product is annotated as arginine-glutamic acid dipeptide repeats. Gene Ontology annotation, biological process: regulation of DNA-templated transcription. Gene Ontology annotation, cellular component: nucleus. The record is from RefSeq and is a predicted model, not a curated record. Gene Ontology annotation, molecular function: transcription corepressor activity; sequence-specific DNA binding; chromatin binding. Bases 953 to 5170 code for a protein of 1405 amino acids. NCBI's taxonomy places the organism in Eukaryota, Metazoa, Chordata, Amphibia, Anura, Hylidae. The transcript has 23 exons.
AUUGGGUAACGUCAGACUCGACGUUAAGGAUGGGCGGGGUCUGGAGCGCAGCAUCAUCCAAUAAGGCGGUGCUUUGCUAAAACGUGGGCGGGGUUAGAGGCGGUUGGUGGGAGAGGAGGAGUCAGUUGGUGGAGAGUCACACAUAGAGUCAGUCCCAGGCACCGGGAGAAGCCGGCCCUCUCCAUCCAUCACAGCCUGACUACCCUGGUGGCUAUGAUCACUGUGAUACCGCUCUAGGCCUCAGGAUACUAAACUCCAAGGGGAACCUGUUCCCGGACCGGCCCGCAGCCCUGUACGCUGUCCUGGCAGAGCCCAGCCGGGGCGCCCUUCUCCUCUUCCUCCUCCCUUCUUCUCUGCGGGGUCCACACAAACCUUUAUUGAUGGUGUAAAGCAUCUGGGAAGAGCUUUUUGAAGCACUGGGGUUGUUGGAGUGGUCCAAUUUUUCCUGGAAUUGCGUGACAAAUUCAGAAGACUGAAGCCCAGGCUCACUGUCUACCUUUCACGGAGGCCCAGCCGUGAGAGGGACAGAAGAAGGCACGUGGCGAAUCAUGACGGCCCGACAAAGAGAAAGAUAAAGACAAGGACCGGGAUCGGGAGAGAGAAAAGCGGGAUAGAACUCGCGACGGGGAGAACUCUCGGCCACGGCGCAGUUGCACCCUGGAAGGGGGGUGCCAAGGAACUAUGCGGAGAGCGACCACAGUGAAGAUGACGACAAUGAGAACAGUGGCACCACUGCCGAGGAGGCUGCCAAGAAAAAUAAGAAAAAGCUGCCAAAAGAAGAAGUCCCGAUACGAAAGGGCAACCCAAUGGGGAGAUUACGUCUUUCGUCACAGAGGACGACGUGGUGUACAAGCCGGGAGAUUGCGUGUAUAUUGAAAGCAGAAGACCCAACACUCCAUACUUCAUAUGUAGCAUUCAAGAUUUCAAACUGAGUAAACGAGACCAUCUUCUGAUGAAUGUGAAGUGGUACUACCGCCAGUCAGAGGUUCCGGACUCCGUCUACCAGCACUUGGUACAAGAUCGGCACAAUGAGAACGAUUCUGGCCGGGAGCUGGUGAUCACUGACCCAGUAAUUCGGAACAGAGAACUCUUCAUCUCUGACUAUGUGGACACGUACCACGCGGCUGCUCUCAGGGGCAAGUGCAACAUCUCCCAUUUCUCAGAUAUAUUUGCUGCUCGGGAAUUUAAAGCCAGGAUAGACUCGUUCUUCUACAUCCUGGGGUACAAUCCAGAGACCAGGAGGCUGAAUAGCACCCAAGGUGAGAUUCGCGUGGGGCCAAGUCACCAGGCCAAGCUUCCUGAUCUACAACCUUUCCCUUCCCCUGACCGAGAUCCCAUCACUCAGCAUGAAGAGCUGGUGUGGAUGCCGGGUGUCAAUGACUGCGAUCUGCUGAUGUAUCUGAGGGCAGCCAGGAGCAUGGCUGCUUUUGCAGGGAUGUGCGAUGGUGGAUCUACAGAAGAUGGCUGUAUUGCUGCUUCUCGUGACGAUACAACGCUGAAUGCACUUAACACACUACAUGAAAGCAACUAUGAUGCCGGGAAGGCGUUGCAACGUUUGGUGAAGAAGCCGGUUCCCAAACUGAUAGAGAAGUGCUGGACAGAAGAUGAAGUGAAACGGUUUAUUAAAGGAUUAAGACAAUAUGGCAAGAACUUCUUCAGAAUUAGAAAAGAAUUGCUUCCUAACAAAGAAACAGGAGAACUUAUCACCUUUUAUUACUACUGGAAGAAAACUCCUGAGGCAGCCAGCUCCCGUGCCCACCGCAGACAUCGCAGACAGGCUGUUUUUCGGCGGAUCAAAACCCGCACUGCUACCACACCUGUAACCACACCAUCCCGGCCUCCUUCCAGUGAAUUCUUGGACCUGAGCUCAGCCAGCGAAGAUGAUUUUGACAGUGAGGACAGCGAGCAGGAGUUAAAGGGUUAUGCUUGUCGCCACUGCUUCACCACCACUUCUAAAGACUGGCACCACGGGGGCAGGGAAAACAUUCUCCUUUGCACAGACUGUAGGAUCCAUUUUAAAAAAUACGGGGAGCUCCCCCCUAUCGAAAAGCCUGUGGACCCACCGCCAUUUAUGUUUAAGCCUGUAAAAGAAGAAGAAGAUGGUCUUAAUGGAAAGCAUAGCAUGAGAACUCGGAGAACUAGAGGCUCGAUGUCUACAUUACGCAGCGGGCGCAAGAAACAGACUGCCAGUCCAGACGGCAGAGUCUCCCCUAUAAAUGAAGACAUCCGUUCCAGUGGCCGAAAUUCUCCAAGUGCUGCCAGCACGUCCAGCAAUGACAGCAAAGCGGAGUCCCUAAAGAAACCAUCAAAGAAGAUUAAAGAAGAACCCACCUCCCCGAUGAAGAGUGCCAAACGCCAGAGAGAGAAGCCAGCGUCUGACACUGAAGAGACAGACAGGGCCACAGCAAAGAAAUCUAAAACACAAGAGAUAAGUCGGCCAAACUCGCCAUCGGAAGGAGAAGGGGAGGGUGAAGGCGAAGGAGAGGGUGAAGGAGAAAGCUCGGACAGUCGUAGUGUAAAUGACGAGGGCAGCAGCGAUCCUAAGGACAUUGACCAGGAUAAUAGAAGCACAUCUCCCAGCAUUCCAAGCCCUCAAGAUAAUGAGAGUGACUCUGACUCUUCUGCCCAACAGCAAAUGUUACAGCCACCAAAUGGAGCUCCAGCAAUGGUGCCACCUGCUGUGUCGCCAGCACCUCUUCCACCAGUUGUCCCUCCACCUCAUAGCAUUACUCCUGCUCAAGUAUCGCCAUCUCCAUCACUACCUCCUUCCCAGCCUCCUCAGCCCCCAUCACUGUCACUUGUUCAAGCACCAGUUUUACAUCCUCAAAGACUUCCUUCACCACAUCCAGCAAUACAGCCCCUUGCUGGGUCACAAGGAGAGCCUCAGCCUCCAGUCCCUGCGCAAAUCCACCCACAGUCUCCACAUCAUGGCCCAGUAGCAUCUCUCCCACACAAUAUCCAACCACAACCUAUAUUACAGUAUCCAGGUUCCUCUCCACCUCAGCCCUGCCCUGCUCAGGUCUCUCCAGUGCCACAAACCCCAUCUCUUAAUUUCCCUCAUAAUACUCAGGGACCACCAAAUGCUCAGCCUGCACUGCAGAUACCACCUCAGCCUCCCCGUGAGCAGCCUUUGCCCCCUGCACCCAUUACCAUGCCUCAUAUUAAACCUCCUCCCACUACUCCUAUUCCACAGACCCCUACACAGUCCCAUAAACAUCCCCCCCAUUUACAAGGACCUUCUCCAUUUUCUUUGAAUUCCAACUUGCCACCUCCUCCUGCUCUUAAGCCUCUUAGUUCACUGCCUGCCCAUCAUCCUCCUUCUGCUCAUCCUCCUCCUCUGCAGCUUAUGCCACAGAGCCAGCAACUUCAGGCAACAGCAGCACAACCACCAGUCUUGACUCAAAGCCAAAGCCUUACUCAGACACCGGGGCACCCUCAAUCAGGGCUUCAUCCUAUACCUCCUCAGCCAUCUUUUUCACAGCACUCUUUCAUACCUGGAGGCCCACCCUCUAUAACGCCUCCGACAUGUGCUCGAGCUCCUACCCCAUCUUCCUUACCAUCAGCAUCUCCAAGUCUUCAGCCACCAUCAUCUUGUGCAACCUCUACCGGAACCUCUGGUGUCUGCAUUCCUGUGGUAUCUCAAUCGCCCAAUCCACCACCUUUGCCACCAAUCCAGAUUAAAGAGGAGGUACCUGAUGAAAUCGAUGAACCUGAAAGUCCUCCACUUCCUCCUCGAAGUCCAUCACCAGAACCCACUGUUGUGGAUUGCCCCAGCCACGCCAGCCAGUCUGCGAGAUUCUACAAGCACCUGGAUCGUGGUUACAAUUCCUGUGCUAGAACCGACCUCUACUUCAUCCCCCUGAGUGGCUCCAAACUGGCAAAGAAGAGAGAAGAAGCAAUUGAAAAAGCAAAGAGAGAAGCAGAGCAAAAAGUCAGAGAGGAACGAGAACGAGAAAAAGAAAAGGAAAAAGAAAAGGAGAGGGAAAGGGAGCGUGAGAGAGAAGCUGAAAGAGCUGCAAAGGCUUGCAGUUCUCACGAAGGUCGCCUUGGAGACUCACAGAUGAGUGGCCCGGCUCAUAUUCGGCAAUCAUUUGAACCCCCUCCAACAACUAUAGCUGCUGUUCCUCCUUAUAUUGGGCCAGAUACACCUGCUCUACGUACUCUAAGUGAAUACGCUCGGCCGCAUGUCAUGUCCCCAACCAACCGUAACCAUCCAUUCUUUGUUCCCCUUAACCCCAAUGACCCUCUCCUGGCAUACCACAUGCCAGGCUUGUAUAAUAUGGACCCUACAAUGCGAGAACGGGAAUUGCGUGAGAGGGAACUGCGGGAACGUGAAAUCCGGGAGAGAGAGCUGCGGGAGAGGAUGAAACCUGGUUUUGAGGUGAAACCUCCUGAGCUCGACCAACUUCACCCUGCUGCUAACCCCAUGGAACAUUUUGCUAGACAUGGUGCACUCACCUUACCCCCAUCAGCAGGACCACAUCCUUUUGCUACUUUUCAUCCUGGCUUAAACCCACUUGAGAGAGAGAGACUGGCUCUGGCAGGACCACAACUACGGCCAGAAAUGACUUACCCUGAAAGACUGGCAGCUGAGCGGAUACAUGCAGAGCGCAUGGCAUCACUUACUAAUGACCCAUUAGCUCGGCUGCAGAUGUUCAACGUCACGCCUCAUCACCACCAACACUCCCACAUACAUUCACACCUCCAUCUCCAUCAGCAGGACCCAUUACAUCAAGACUGCUGCUGUAACUCUAAGUCUUGGCCGGGCGUGGCUGAAAACGGGACAUGUGUUCCAGUCCACUUUCCUGGUUCAGCAGGUCCUGUACAUCCACUGGUUGACCCACUGGGAGCUGGACCUCACUUGGCACGCUUCCCAUACCCUCCUGGUACCAUCCCCAAUCCUUUGUUGGCACAACCACCUCACGAACAUGAAAUGCUCCGACACCCUGUAUUUGGUGCCCAUUACCCUCGGGAUCUGCCAGGGGGUAUCCCACCUCAAAUGUCUGCUGCUCACCAGCUCCAAGCUAUGCACGCUCAGUCUGCUGAGCUGCAGAGGUUGGCAAUGGAACAACAGUGGUUACACGGUCAUCCCCACAUGCACGGUGGACAUUUACCCAGCCAGGAAGAUUAUUACAGCCGCCUGAAGAAAGAAGGGGACAAGCAGUUGUAACAAAGAGAGACAAGACUGGACCUCUCCCUCCCUCCCAGCUCCUUUUAGGAGAGUCAGGCUCCACACGACGGGUCCCCAGAGGCUGCGAGAUUCCUCCUGUAUUUAAGACUUGUCAUAUACUGUCCUUUCAUCUGUAAAAAAAAGACUCCUCAAAGCCAGACUGGCAGCCCCUUGCAUGACACAUACUUUCCCCAGCCUCGGGAGGGAGCAGGUUUGGAGGGAGAGGCGGGGACAGUAUUGGACAUUUGGCAGCAGUACCCACCACCUCAUGCUCUGGAGGUGCUACCCCCAUCCAUACUCUCACUGUGUGCAAGUGAAGCCAGAGACUCUGUAAACGACAACAAUAAUAAGUGACAUUGUCCGCCAGCACUCGUCCGGGUCUCCUGUGCUGUGACUUAUUUCUUUCUUUAUUUCACUUCAUCAUCAGCAGGACAACCCUCAUCAUUGUACAGAGGUCCCCCCCCCCCCAGUCUGAAUAUACCCUGUAAAUACAUUACAAGCAAGGACUGUGGGGAGCAAGUGUCAGGCCAUCCUUUCUGUCCCUGCAUCGCAGUUACUACCUGUUAAUUUCCUUUAACCUCCUCACUGCCUCUCGGAUCUGUGACAUUAAAGCCUAUGGCAGCAAAGCGGUUAAGAGCCUGAGAUGAAAGGUAACAAAUACUCCAAGACUUACCGAGGACGCAUUGGUAGAGCAGAAAUCAUGAACCCAUCCUCCAUUUCUUUAGCAUACACCUCCUCCUGGCUUUCUGCUUCUGACACUACAUCUUUGUCUGAGCCUGAGUAGUCACCGCUCUGUCCGCCGGUAUAUAGGAAUAACCUAGUGUACACCUCAAGCACUCCAGCCUUUGGGUGAUGUCUGAAGAGUGUAUGUGGGGGGAGGGGGGGGGGUCCUUCUAUAUGUUCUUUUCUUCUCCUUCCUAAGUUUGCGUCAUGUCUCACUUGUAGAUAGGGGCUACAGCGUUUUAAGUUGUAGAGGAAAAAGCGCACACAGGCUUGUGCGUAUCUUCACUUUAUAGCAUUAAAGUUUCUGCAGGGUUAGAACUUUUAUUAUUUAAUUUAUAAGGAAAGUCUCCUAUAUUUUAGUGUUUCGGGUCCUGCUAUACUUAAUGCCAGGGGUUUUAUUUGUACAGAUUCUAUUUAACCUGGGCUCUUAUUUUUUUUUUUAUUUCAUGUCAAUUUGUUUUUUAUUUUUGUUUGUAUGUUUAAUCUACUUGUUACUCUCUGCUCCCCUAGUGGCAGGCCUAGGGAAAAGACUCUAGAAGCGCAGAUGAUAUAUGACGGCACACUUAGUAACAGCUUCUCCACCACCAUGUCAUGUUCCAGAGAGCAAGCACUAGGCUGCGUAAUUCAUGCUAAGACCAAUGUAUGCUGUUUGUACAGAUGAAGUCUCCCAGCAAAUCCUUUACCCAAACAAGAGCACCACCCCUGCUGUACUGACUGUUAUUGUUGUUGGCGACCAGCAUCUCAGGGCUGCGCCAGAUCACAAGGCAUAAAGGUUACUGUAAAGCACCCCUUCAUCCCAUAUUCAUCAUGGUGGCUAACAUCUACAUGUGGGUCAUCAUUUCAUUCCAUCUCAGCCGGUCCUGAUACUAAUAAACUGUGCCCAAAUUUACCAAGAGGUUUCCACCAUCCUCCACUGCGCUACCUAAAGAUCCUAUGGAAAGCUUUCAGGUAGUGAAGUUCAAGCAGCAUCUGGAUGUCCUUGGCCAGACCUACAUCUCCGCUACUAUUCUUGCAAUAGGAUUUUUACACUACAGUUACAAGUCGAUCUGCAGAUGUGCAUGUUGGUUAUUCUCCGCUGUUUCACGGUUGUUGGGGUGCUUAACUACUUUGCCCUUGCUGGCUGUUUUGUGUACAGCCUGUUCGGCGUUGAGGAGCCCUGCAGUAAGUUGAUGUGCACUAGGUCUCCCCAGCACUGAAGGGCUAAAACGUUUACUGCCAUAAGGCCUGGUGGCACACAGUCUCACCAUGCCGGCAGGAAAAAAAAACAAAAAAAAAAAAGGUUAAGAAGUCGACUGUUGUCUUUCAUUUAUUUUUGUUACUUUUUACCACUCCACUUUGUUUCCUUCUUUCCUAUUUUUGUAAUUUCUGACGUACCUCGUUCAGUGUGUAAGAAAUUGUAAAGCUACUUGUUUCAUGGCGCCAUUUAGCAGAAUGUACAUCGAGACUGCUCCAUUUCUAUAUAUAUCUUGAAGAUUUUAAUGUAUAUAGGAGUAGUUUGCCAUGGGGGUAGAAACCCAGAAAUUCGUGACUUCUGUGUUUUCUCCAUUUUGAGUAUUUUGUAAUUUUUUUGGAAAUAUUUGUGGACAUAAACAAUAAAGCAAGCUACACCACA